Haliotis rubra (blacklip abalone) is the source of this 1998-nucleotide messenger RNA. RefSeq lists its product as uncharacterized. Lineage: Eukaryota; Metazoa; Mollusca; Gastropoda; Lepetellida; Haliotidae. The record is from RefSeq and is a predicted model, not a curated record. The transcript is spliced from 5 exons. The coding region runs from base 296 to 1360 and encodes 354 amino acids.
UUCCCUUCAGCGGGAGAGAUUAGGUUACAACGGCAGAUGUCUUUGCAGAAUUCAUACCAAAACACCUUCUUGGAAAACUCACAGGUAUACGACGACAGAAGGGUUUUGGAGUCUUUCUUGAGCUUUCUCUGACAGUACAUGUAUUUUAUCCUGCUAGUGCGCUAAAGUGUUGUCUUGAAGAAGGGAGCGCUGUCAGUUUAGCAGACGAUAUCCGGGGCGAAGCAGACGACACGGUUCAACUUUACAGUGAGGCAAAAAUUGGAUACUGAUGCACAGUGAGAUCUUCUAGUCAACGAUGUUUACAACAGAUAGGAUGUCCCCGUGUGUUCGAAUGCUGCUGUUACUUGCGUCACUCACUACAGCGAUGUCUCAAGAUUCCCCAGUAACCAUGUGUCUGAAGGACGACGACAGGAACAGGACUCUGAACGUGACGCUAACGUGUCCGCCAAAAACGAUCAUCGCCGUGGGAAAAUCAUUCUUCGGACAGAAUCAGUGGGGACUAUGUACCUUGACCAGAGACGACUGCACUGAAAACAUCCUCAGUAUGAACGUCUGUGACGGCAAGAGAAACUGCAGCAUCUCCUUCCCCGGCACGUACACCACCAAGUGCGGUUUCGCUACCUUCCUCAGGGUCGCGUACGACUGUGUAGUUGGACCCAUCAAUACACCUCCCCACGUGGAACAGAGGACACCUGACCCCCCGCAGCAGAAACGACCUUUGACUCCGCCCCCUACUCACCCCAGGCGCGUGGCCAGCUCGGACCCCGUGGUGACCCCACAAAACAAUGAUGACACUGCCUUGAUUGCCGUGUGUGCUGUUGCUGUCGUCAUCACGUUGCUGGUUCUCACCUUCGCCAUCUACCUCGUCAUCAGGCGGCUUCUCGGGGUCCACCAAGACGUUCACAGUCCAGGUCUCAUCAAAAGCAACGGAAUCUCGGGUCUAUUCUAUGGACAGUUUGGAUGUAUUUUCUCCCGUUGUCAUGAGCAAGACCCUGAAGAUGGUGGGGAGGGACUCGGAGCUCCACCUGCAGAGCAGGACGAUGACGAUGAAAGCAGGGUGGCACCUGUAGGAGCUGCCGCGGUGGAGGAAGUGUACGAAUUGGGUAGACCGGAUAUGACGUCAGAUAGUCCAAACCAGACAGACGUUACGGGUCAGAAUCCCACUGAAGGUAACUCUGCACGUGGGUCACAUGGAACGGAAGUACACAGUGAGAUGAGUCCUCGGGGUAGCAGAGUUGUUGGUGUGGGUGCAGCUGCUACAUCCGGUGAUGGGGUCAGCGCUGCCCGGGGGAUGGACACAAGCCAUGUUCGAUUGGAUGCCGUGGCAGUGCCGAACACAGAGCUCUCAACACUGUGCUAGACUGGAACAGACACCAGGCCCACAGGGGAGGGUAUCUAUAGGUCGCCAUUGGCCACUAUGACAGUUAGGUCUGGGUUAAAUCACCAUAGGCAGCUCAAGAGGGCAAGAUAACUUGUACCUCGUUUGUCUGACCACUUGCUCACAAUCACUGAACGUUCGCGAGUGAUUAGUGUCUCAUGGACCAAAAGGAUGCCUGAGAUAUACAUUGACCAUAUUUAUGCUACAGAAGUUUGUGAACUCUGUGUUGAUUGAAAUCUUUCCAAGAAAGACUACUUUUGGAUGACUCUGAGAUGAGUUCAGGUCUACCAGCUACCGGAUUCGUUUCUGGAAGCAGCAUUUCAAGCCCAAGUUAAUUAUUUUUUAUUUAUAUUGUUGACGUUUGAGUGUUUGAACUGUAUGGAAGUGUUGUAUGGAGUACAUGGGAUUGACACAGAAAUGUGAAGUUGUUGUUUUUUUCAAUGUUGGCAUAUUAUUUUUUCACAAAAAAACAGACAAAAAAAGCAUCAGAAGGGAGGUGUGUAGUUAUUGUGACACCAUACAGUCUGUGUGUGGCCUCAUUUUAAUGCAAGUUGAUGCACUACAAACGACUGUGACUGCUGUGACGAUGUAAAUAUUAAACAAGUACAUAUUUACUAAAA